UUAUGUGGAGACUGCAAAUGUGCAGGGCAUAGACCAAGGAAAAGGUCACUUUUUCUGGGGGUGUCAGGGAAGACUUCCCUAAAGAGUUAACGUUUGAACAAAUUUUGAAGGACAAGAAGCAGCUGUCCAAAGGAGGAAAGAGGAUAAGAGGCAAAGCAGAUGCAAAGCGAGGAGAGGCAGGUGGCAGAAUUGUGAUCCAGCAAAGAUAUGUUUCCACACAACUGUGUCCUGCAAUUGCAGAGGAAACUUCAAUUCAAGGGAUUCCUCCUGUGAGAAAACAUUCUCAGUCACCCAGGGUCAGAACAAAGUUCUCCUGAGUGUUCCUGGUGACCUUGACAGAGGGGCAGGUCAGCCUAGCUGCUGAUGUGAUCUCUGGAGCCCCGAGCCUAACCUUGCGGAAUCUGCAUCGCUCGUGCCUGCACGUCUGUGUCCCGUAAGGUUUACAGAGGAGAACUAAGCAACAAGAAGAUACUUGCCCUGGCUUUAUCAUCAUUCACAAAAUCCCCCUGUAAAACUUCACCAAUGCCUCCCAUGGAGAACCACAACUCCUCCAGGCUGUCUGAAUUUGUGCUUCUUGGUUUCCCCAAUGUGGGGCCCAUCAAGGGCUGGCUUUUUCUCCUGCUGCUGCUGGCAUACCUGUUCACAGUCUGUGGCAACUUGCUCAUCUUCCUAGUCAUAAGACUGAAUGCAGCUCUACACAAACCUAUGUACCACUUUAUCAGUAUCCUCUCCUUCCUGGAACUGUGGUAUACAGCUGCAACCAUCCCCAAGAUGCUGGCUAAUCUUCUCAGUGAGAAAAAGACCAUUUCUUUCGCCGGUUGCCUCCUUCAGACCUACUUCUUCCAUGCCCUAGGGGGUUCUGAAUGCUACCUUCUUACUGCCAUGUCCUAUGACCGAUACCUGGCCAUCUGCCGGCCCCUCCACUACCCUGCAAUUAUGACCUCAACACUCUGUUUCAAGAUAGCUGCUUGCUGUUGGACUACAGGCUUCCUGUGUCCCAUUACUGAAGUCACUCUGGUCUCCCAGCUCCCCUUCUGUGGCAACAAUAAAAUUCCACACAUCUUCUGUGACUUCCCACCUCUACUCGGCCUGGCCUGCAAAGACACAUCCAUUAAUGUGUUAGUCAACUUUUCCAUCAAUUCCUUUAUUAUCCUUAUCUCCUUCCUCUUUAUUAUGUCUUCUUAUGGAAGAAUUAUUGUGGCUGUACUGAAGAUAAAGUCAACAGCAGGGAGGAAGAAGGCCUUCUCUACUUGUGCCUCCCAUCUCAUUGUAGUCUUCCUCUUCUUUGGAAGCAUCAUCUUCAUGUAUAUUAGGCUAAAAAAGAGCUACUCACCCACACUUGACAGAACUUUUGCUGUGGUCUACUCAGUAGUAACACCCCUGGCCAACCCCAUCAUCUAUAGUCUUCGUAACAAGGAACUCAUUAGAGGCAUCAAGAGGACCAUCUUGCGCAAAGAGGACAAAACGAGUCCCUCUCACCACUGACUUUCUGCCAGAGACCUUCAUGUGCUUCAAAGUCCAGCUGAUAAAAGUUCUGAGUGCCUCUGUCCUGACCUUGAGAACCUUCCCUUCAUCAUCCACAAAAUGGAUUUUAUCUCCUCAAACAUUUUGUUUUUGAAUCUGUUUCUUCUAUUUCCUACAUCUUCAUUCUUUCCAUUUUUUUACUUGAUCCAAAUGUCAGCAUUGAAUGAUAAUUUAGUGCCUCUGUUCUUACAAAAAAUGCAGUUCCUUCUGCAUGUUUCCUGGUUGUUCUACUCCUACUAACUUUUUUUUAAUGGACCAGACUAUAACCCUUUUGUUACGCAGAACCUAUAGCUAGGCAAAGAAAUAGAAAAUGUGUAUUUUGAUAGAGAGUAGGCUACCAAUUAAUUUUUUCAAGUAUAACAUACAUACAGCAAGCUAUACUACAGAACACAAAUGUGCCACUCAAUGAGUCUUUACAGAUUGAACUCUUUUAUAUGGUGAGCUUUCAGAUCAUAAGAAGGUCAUAGGAAGCACCUCCACAAUUUUCCAAUGCAGCUAGACAGUCAACUUUCCCUUCCUCUGCCUCCCUCAAUUAUAAUCAGUAACUGAACAACUUUUAAUACUGUAGAUGGAUUUUACGUGUUUUGGUGUUUUACAUAAAUUGAU
Talpa occidentalis (Iberian mole) is the source of this 2130-nucleotide messenger RNA. RefSeq names its product olfactory receptor 6N2-like. The record is from RefSeq and is a predicted model, not a curated record. Gene Ontology annotation, biological process: G protein-coupled receptor signaling pathway. NCBI's taxonomy places the organism in Eukaryota, Metazoa, Chordata, Mammalia, Eulipotyphla, Talpidae. Gene Ontology annotation, molecular function: olfactory receptor activity; G protein-coupled receptor activity. Bases 523 to 1485 code for a protein of 320 amino acids. The transcript is spliced from 3 exons. Gene Ontology annotation, cellular component: membrane.